Diceros bicornis minor is the source of this 1338-nucleotide messenger RNA. RefSeq names its product serum paraoxonase/arylesterase 1. The transcript is spliced from 9 exons. The coding region runs from base 50 to 1117 and encodes 355 amino acids. Gene Ontology annotation, cellular component: extracellular region. Gene Ontology annotation, molecular function: aryldialkylphosphatase activity; arylesterase activity. Lineage: Eukaryota; Metazoa; Chordata; Mammalia; Perissodactyla; Rhinocerotidae. The record is from RefSeq and is a predicted model, not a curated record.
CCGGGCCGUCGGUGCGUCCGUCCAUCCACUCUUCCGUCUGUCCCAGGCCAUGGCGAAGCUGUUAGUGCUCACGCUCUUGGGACUGGGAUUGGCGCUCUUCAGGGACCACAGGUCUUCUUACCAAACACGACUUAACGCUUUCCGGGAAGUAGACCCAGUAGAACUUCCUAACUGUAAUUUAGUUAAAGGAAUAGAGGCUGGCUCUGAAGACUUGGAGAUCCUUCCUAACGGACUGGCUUUCAUUAGCUCCGGAUUAAAAUAUCCUGGACUAAAGAACUUUGAACCUGAUAAGCCUGGAAAGAUACUUCUGAUGGACCUGAAUGAAGAAGAUCCAACAGUAUUGGAAUUGAGGAUCAUUGGAAGUAAAUUUGAUUUGUCUUCAUUUAACCCUCACGGGAUUAGCACAUUCACAGAUGAAGAUGAUACUGUGUACCUGCUGGUGGUGAACCAUCCAGAUUUGAAGUCCACAGUUGAGUUGUUUAAAUUUCAAGAAGAAGAAAAAUCACUUUUGCAUCUGAAAACCAUCAGACACAAACUUCUGCCUAAUGUGAAUGAUAUUGUUGCCGUGGGACCUGAACACUUCUAUGCCACAAAUGAUCACUAUUUUGUUGACCCCUACUUGAGAUCCUGGGAAGUAUAUUUGGGUUUAGCAUGGUCAUAUGUUGUUUACUAUAGUCCGAAUGAUGUUCAAGUGGUGGCAGACGGAUUUGAUUUUGCUAAUGGAAUCAACAUUUCACCUGAUGGCAAGUAUGUCUAUGUAGCUGAAUUGCUGGCUCAUAAGAUUCAUGUGUAUGAAAAGCACGCUAAUUGGACUUUAACUCCAUUGAAGUCCCUGGACUUGAACACACUCGUGGAUAACAUAUCUGUGGACCCUGUGACAGGGGACCUUUGGAUUGGAUGCCAUCCCAAUGGCAUGAAAAUCUUCUUCUAUGACUCGGCGAAUCCUCCUGCAUCAGAGGUGCUCCUAAUCCAGAAUAUUGUAUCAGAACAACCCAAAGUCACAGUGGUUUAUGCAGAAAAUGGUACAGUGUUGCAAGGAAGUGCAGCUGCCUCUGUGUACAAGGGGAAACUGCUGAUUGGCACUGUGUUCCACAAAGCUCUGUACUGUGAGCUCUAACAGGUCAAUUUGCACCCCUGCCACAGAAGCUGUAAGCCCGUCAUUUCAACUGCUUGCUACAUCUAAGGGGCCGUGGGGAUCUCAUCUGAACCUGAACGUCGACCCUAAAUUUGGACAUCAUGAGGGAUGAAAGUGCUGAUUAACUGGGAACAGAUAAUGAUGCAUAAGGCUUUUCUGAGAGUACAAUAUCAAAUCAAUCUUGGAAUACUUUAAAAUAUCAC